UAGAUCAGUUUGUAUUGAAAUAGACAGAGUGUCUUUAAAAAUUAACAAGAAAAGAAAUUCAAGUUUCGGUAAACUGUUUUUUCUGUAUAACACAUAACGUUCUCUUUAAGCAUGACGCGUAACAUAGAUUGGAAUGAAUUGAUUGUCGACAAUAAGUGUAUUGGAUCAGGUACUUUCGGUGAUGUAUACAAGGCGACAUGGAACUCAAAUAAUGGUCAAAUAACUGUCGUGAUUAAACAAUUUUAUCGUAACUCAACUGACGACAAAAAUAAAAAAGAAGUCGACAUGCUAUCGCUGGUCAAUCAUGAUAAUAUUGUAAAGUUAAUAGGUACUACAAAAGAUGAGAAGGAAAGAACGGCCAUUGUAAUGGAAUACGCAGAGUGGGGUUCUCUUCAUAGCUUCCUGCACGAUGAGGAAAAUAAGAACAUCAUUUUACCACAUUCACUGCGUAUUAGCUGGAUGCUGCAAUGUGCGGAGGCCAUUAAAUACCUUCAUGAAAUCAGUCCGAUAAUUCUUCAUCGUGAUCUAAAACCAAAAAAUCUACUGCUUUUCAAUAAUUGUCUAACAUUGAAAAUAUGUGAUUUUGGCACAGUUAAAAAGCUGGAAACCUUUAUGUCUUAUGCUGGAACUUUUUGUUAUAUGGCACCAGAAGUCGCUAGCACCCGAUACACCGAAAAAUGUGACGUAUAUAGUUUUGGUAUUACAUUUUGGGAAGUAAUGUCAAGAAAGAAACCAUUCUACCACUUAGGAGUAUGUGAAGAAGUGGCCAUUCCAUUUUUAGCUGCCACAAAAGGAAUUCGACCACAUUUAGAUGACAUCCGGAAUAUUCCAGAAUACGAGCAGAUAAUAGAACUUAUAGUACUCUGUUGGAAUGGAGAGGCAAAGAAACGACCGACAAUGCAAGAAAUAAUAAGUAAUAUUAAUAAUUUGUACCCAAUUUUGGAUGUGGAAGAGCCUAACUUAAGUCUGAAAAUACCAGUCAAAAAUGAAGUUAACAGAUUGAUUGAUGAAGAUAUGAAUGCAAUUCAGAAAAAUGAAUGGACAAAUAUUACUUUAGAAGAGCUCAUUUCUUAUGGUGCCUUUGGAGAUGUAUAUAAGGCUCUCUGGAAAACUGAGAAGGGACCAAAGAUAAUUGCAGUUAAAAGAUAUAGACCCAAUUAUUCGAUCAACUCAGAAAAAUUAAAAAAAAAAUUUAUAGUUUACAGAAUCUGCUUCUUUUUUAACAAUUAUCAAACCCUAAAGAUUUCACUAUCUGAAACAGUGAGGACACAGGGUAGAGCAAUGACACAAAUGGUUGGAAAUUUAAUAUAUUUGGCUCCAGAAUUUAUGAGAGGGAUGCAAUACACCAAAAAGUGCGAUAUCUAUAGCUUCGGGAUAAUUCUGUGGGAGGUGAUGUCACGAAAGAAACCGUUCAACGAUAAGGAAUCGCUAUCUCUACUUUUUAGAAUUAUAAAAGGUCUUCGUCCAAAUGUAAAUGAUGUCGUCGAUAUUCACAAUUCGGAUGAUAUAAAAAUUUUGAUUACAAAAUGCUGGGAUGCGGAUCCACAGAAUAGACCUUCUAUGAAGGAAGUAUUCGCUAUUAUGGAAAAAUAUUCUUUUUAUUAAGAGAACGGCAACCAAAUUUUGAAUAUUAUG
Drosophila nasuta is the source of this 1635-nucleotide messenger RNA. Its product is annotated as putative mitogen-activated protein kinase kinase kinase 7-like. The record is from RefSeq and is a predicted model, not a curated record. The transcript has 9 exons. Gene Ontology annotation, biological process: immune response; positive regulation of canonical NF-kappaB signal transduction; protein phosphorylation. NCBI's taxonomy places the organism in Eukaryota, Metazoa, Arthropoda, Insecta, Diptera, Drosophilidae. The coding region runs from base 112 to 1605 and encodes 497 amino acids. Gene Ontology annotation, molecular function: MAP kinase kinase kinase activity; ATP binding.